UUCUCUGACGCUACUGACGUCCUAGUUGAGUCCAUCAUGGCCGCGCCCAUAGACCUCGAGCUAAAAAAGGCCUUUGCAGAGCUUCAGGCCAAGAUGAUUGACACACAACAGAAGGCUAAGCUAGCUGACUUGCAGAUCGAUCAGUUGACCCGGAUGAAGAAACAUGCCAACCUCACACACACGGAGAUUGCCUCAUUGCCAGGGACCACGCGAAUGUACGAGGGUGUGGGGCGGAUGUUCAUCCUGCAGUCUAAAGAGGAUAUCAACACCCAGCUCACAGACAAACAGAAAACGGCAGAUGAGAAGAUUAAAGAGCUGGAGCAAAAGAAGACCUACCUUGAGCGCAGUGUGAAGGAUGCUGAAGACAAUAUCAGAGAAAUGCUGAUGUCCAGGAGGGCUCAGUAACACACACACACACGCAGGCUAAUACACCCACAGACAAUUUUACGUCUAUGUAAUAAGUGUUCCCACAUUACCCAAGGUGGCCACGUGUCUGUAAAUCACCAACCAAUUCUGCAAGCUCUUUCCUCCUGUUGGUCUUUCCAGGUAAUAAAGUUAUGAAACAGCA
Osmerus eperlanus (European smelt) is the source of this 568-nucleotide messenger RNA. It is a transcript of the gene pfdn1, whose product is annotated as prefoldin subunit 1. Gene Ontology annotation, biological process: protein folding. The coding region runs from base 37 to 405 and encodes 122 amino acids. The transcript has 4 exons. NCBI's taxonomy places the organism in Eukaryota, Metazoa, Chordata, Actinopteri, Osmeriformes, Osmeridae. Gene Ontology annotation, molecular function: protein folding chaperone. Gene Ontology annotation, cellular component: prefoldin complex; cytoplasm. The record is from RefSeq and is a predicted model, not a curated record.